Molecule: messenger RNA, 1202 nt
Organism: Rhodotorula graminis WP1
Lineage: Eukaryota; Fungi; Basidiomycota; Microbotryomycetes; Sporidiobolales; Sporidiobolaceae
Exons: 8
Coding region: 57-905 (282 amino acids)
Biological process (GO): intracellular protein transport; exocytosis; vesicle fusion
Cellular component (GO): endomembrane system; SNARE complex; plasma membrane
Molecular function (GO): SNAP receptor activity; SNARE binding
Source: RefSeq, a predicted model, not a curated record
AGCAGCAGCAGCAGCAGUACAACCAGUACCCGCCCGCCGGCGGCAACGCGUACGCCAUGCAGCCCAUGAACGGCGGCUCGGGCAGCCUCAUCGGCUCGGACCUGGGUCCCUUCUUUGCCGAGGUCGAGUCGAUCCAGGACGAGAUCAAGCAGCUCCAGUACAACAUCAACCACGUGUCCGAGCUCCACUCGCGCCGCCUCGCGUCGACCGACGACCAGACCCAGUCGGCGACGGCGGCCCAGCUCACGCAGCUCACCAACCAGACGACCGCGCUCACCAACUCGAUCCGGAACCGCAUCACCAAGCUCAACGACAUCAACAAGAAGAGCCCGCAGGGCGACCCCAACUUUGCGACGCGCAAGCUCCAGAUCGGUAACCUCCAGAACGGCUUCAAGCGCGCCCUCGAGGAGUACAACCUCGUCGAGAAGCGCAGCCGCGAAAAGUACCGCGACCGCAUGGCCCGUCAGAUCAAGAUCGUCAAGCCCGACGCGACCGACGACGAGAUCAAGGCGGCGUGGGAGGACUCGCAGGGCGGCGCGCAGAUCUUCUCGCAGGCGCUCAUGACGUCGCGGACGUCGGGUGCCCGUGCCGCGUUCGCCGAGGUCCAGUCGCGCAACCAGGACCUGCGCAAGAUCGAGGAGACCAUUACCGAGCUUGCCCAGAUGAUGCAGGACAUGGCGACGCUCGUGCUCGAGCAGGACGAGUCGGUGCGCAUGAUCGAGACGCAGGCCGUCCAGGUCAACACGGACGUCGAGCAGGGCUUGGACCAGACCAAGAAGGCCGUCAAGUCGGCACGGGCGGCGCGCCGCAAGCGCUGGAUCUGCUUCUUCAUCCUCCUCUGCAUCAUCAUCGUCGUCGUCGUCGUUGUCGUCGUCGAGGUGCUCAAGAACCAGGGCAAACUCUAAUCGGGCCACGCCGUGCAGAACAAGGCGUGAUCCGUCCCUCGCCUCGCCCGGCGUCGUCGUCGUCGUCGUCGUUCAGCUCGCCGCCCUCGCCUCGCAAACUCGCGUCUCGCCCGUCUCUCGUUCAGCCUCAUCCACCCCCAGAUACCACAGACGCUCUCUCGCUCUGUCUCUCCCCAUCUCCGCCUCCCGACCUCUUCCUCCGCUCGUUUGGCGUCCGCCCUACCCCCCUCGGCGCUCCCCCUAUAGGCCUUGUCCGGCUUGGUACCCGUCCCUGGUGUAAUGACAACCUGCCACCAA